Stegastes partitus (bicolor damselfish) is the source of this 1943-nucleotide messenger RNA. RefSeq names its product LTV1 ribosome biogenesis factor (gene ltv1). Gene Ontology annotation, cellular component: preribosome, small subunit precursor; nucleus; cytosol. Lineage: Eukaryota; Metazoa; Chordata; Actinopteri; Pomacentridae. The record is from RefSeq and is a predicted model, not a curated record. Gene Ontology annotation, biological process: ribosomal small subunit biogenesis; ribosomal small subunit export from nucleus. The transcript is spliced from 11 exons. Bases 177 to 1604 code for a protein of 475 amino acids.
UCCUUCCAGUCAUGGCCGCUGUGGCAGCGUGCUAAAAGAGAGUCCAGCGUGGAUAAACAACGGCGACAACUUGCGGAUUUAAACGGUUUUUUGUCGUGACAGCUACCCGUAAGCUGAGUUUCUUAGGUUCCUAAACGUGACCCGUUGAAGCAUACGGUCGGAGAUCCUGUUACAAAAUGCCUCAUAGAAAGAAGAAAUCGUUCAUUGAAAAGAAGAAGGCGGUGACCUUUCACCUCGUCCACAGAAGUCAGAGGGACCCGCUCGCUGCAGAUGAGAAAGCGCCACAGCACGUCCUCCUGCCGUCCACAAAGGUCGAAGUGGAGAAGAGGCACGAGGAGCAGAGGAAGUUUGGCGUGUUCUUCGAUGACGACUACGACUACCUGCAGCACCUGAAGGAGGCGUCUGGCCCGACUGAGCUGGUGGCAGAAGGAGCUUCGUACCCCAACAGACGAGCUUUACACCUCCGGGAUGAAGAGGAGGAAAACGAGGAGGAGAGAGACGUGGACGAGGACGUGCCUGCCGCCACCAUCCAUCUGCCCUCGUCAGUGUUCGCCUCAGAGUUUGAAGAAGAAGUUGGACUGCUGAACAAAGCUGCUCCUAUUUCAGGACCCCGGCUGGACAUGGACCCUGAUAUCGUAGCUGCUCUCGAUGAAGACUUUAACUAUGACGACCCCGACAACAUCCUGGAGGACGACUUCAUCCUCAAAGCAAACUGCUCUGUCAGAGCAGCGGACGCAGAAGGAGACGAUGAAGAUGAUGACGAUGAAUGGGAGGACACAGACGAGGAAGAGGAUUUUGACUCUGAGGGCGGUUUUUCUGACGACGAGGACGUGGAAGGCGGCGGCCGCGGUCGAGAGUUCCUGUUCAUGGACGAGGAGACAAAGAGUCGCUUCACAGAGUACUCGAUGACUUCGUCUGUGAUGAGGAGGAACGAGCAGCUCACCCUGCUGGACGACCGCUUCGAAAAGUUUUACGAACAGUUUGAUGACGAUGAGAUCGGCGCUCUGGACAACGCCGAGCUGGAGGGUUUCAUCGAACCGGACAGCGCUCGCCUGGAGGAAAUCAUCAAAGACUACUUCAAACACAAAGAGAACGAGUACCUGAGACCUGAAGAUUUGGGUCCUAAAGAGCUUCCUGUUGUGAAGGAGGAGGAGGAAGACGAGGAGGAGGAGGAAGAAGAGAUGGAAACUGUUGUUAUCACGGCUCCAGAAGAGAAGUGGGACUGUGAGACCAUCAUCAGUACGUAUUCCAACAUAUACAACAGACCCAAAGUCAUUCAGGAACCUUCAAAGCCGAAGCCGAUCAUUGUGUCCAGUAAGACGGGCAUCCCCCUGGACGUCCUCCCUGCCAGAGGCCUGACAGCCAAGCAGGCGGAGCGCAUGACGAGAAUCAACGACUCGGACCUGCCUCGUGUCUCCACUCAGCCCCGAAACAAGGAGGAGAGCAAAGAGGAGAGGAAGGCCAGGAAGCAGGCUGUCAAGGAUGAACGCAAGGAGAGGAGAGCUGAGAAGAAAGCCAACAAGAUGGCGUUCAAGGAAGAAAAAGUCCGACAGGAGAAGCAAAUGUUGAACCUGAGAACAAACGUUCAAGGCCUGAAGCUUUAGUGGCCGACUGUGGGAACUCCGCCUGCACUGACUUUUUACCUGUUGGUGGAGCCAUCAGUGGACACGCUGCUCUUCACUUCAGUGGAGCUGAAACAACUCCGAGCAGGAGGGCUGAGAGGAGGCUGGGAGGAGGCUGGGAGGCUCUGGGUGUUGAAUUUUGUCACCAAUAAACCAGAACAUGAAGCUGUAACUGUUUGGCUUCCAGGAACAGUUACGUAUCCAAAUGUUCUCAUAGUACUGUGUACUAAAAACGUGUGUACUGGAAGUUGAAUGCCUGAUCCCUUGUUUGCUCAUUCUUACAUCAGAUAUUCAAUAAAAAUCUAAUUUGUGACUUUUUAA